Papilio machaon (common yellow swallowtail) is the source of this 2513-nucleotide messenger RNA. RefSeq names its product trifunctional enzyme subunit alpha, mitochondrial (gene Mtpalpha). The coding region runs from base 136 to 2430 and encodes 764 amino acids. The record is from RefSeq and is a predicted model, not a curated record. Lineage: Eukaryota; Metazoa; Arthropoda; Insecta; Lepidoptera; Papilionidae. Gene Ontology annotation, biological process: fatty acid beta-oxidation. The transcript is spliced from 14 exons. Gene Ontology annotation, molecular function: enoyl-CoA hydratase activity; long-chain (3S)-3-hydroxyacyl-CoA dehydrogenase (NAD+) activity; NAD+ binding. Gene Ontology annotation, cellular component: mitochondrial fatty acid beta-oxidation multienzyme complex; mitochondrion.
UCCCUCCCCCUUAACCUGCUUAGCCGUCACCUCCAACAAGAAAGUUUAGGUUCAAAGUCUGGGUCCAAUUUUCGAAGUUUCUUAAAUCUUUCUAAGGCCUACUUUUUAGUUCAUUAUUUAUAUUUUCAGUUGAAAAUGUCUAAUAGCAAGAUGUUGAGUGCACUAAAGAUCCUUAAACAUCGGAAUAACAUUAAAUUUUUCAAUAGUGCAAACUGUAGAUCGUAUGCAGUUGCUGCAGGUAAUCAUGUCCAUACCAAGUGUAAAUUAGUUGACGGCGUUUAUGUCAUUACUUUAGACUCUCCAAAUGUUAAGGUAAAUACACUUAAUACAGUGUUGAUGGAUGAGUUUAGAACUAUUGUGAAUGAAGUGGAUUCAAAUCCCUCGAUAGAGGCAGCCGUGCUAAUAUCUGGCAAGCCAGGCUGCUUUAUAGCCGGUGCUGACAUAACUAUGAUUGAGAACUGCAAAACAAAAGAGGAAGUUAUUAGUCUUUCUAAAGCUGGCCAUGAAAUAUUCAAACGCAUGGAAAACUCUCGCAAGCCAUAUGUAGCAGCAAUUCAAGGUUCUUGUCUGGGCGGAGGCCUGGAAACAGCUCUGGCUUGUCACUAUAGAAUUGCAGUCAAGGACUCAAAGACUGGUCUUGGACUACCUGAGGUUAUGUUAGGUCUUUUACCAGGAGGAGGUGGCACUCAAAGGACACCUAAACUCACAUCAGUGCCUACAACAUUGGACUUAGCAUUAACAGGGAAAACAGUUAAAGCAGAUAAAGCAAAGAAAUUAGGACUUGUAGAUUUAUUAGUAUCGCCUUUAGGACCAGGUCUAAGUCAACCUGCUGAUAACACAAUGAAGUACCUAGAAAAUGUUGCUGUGCAAAUUGCAAAAGACAUUGCAUCUGGGAAGCUUAAGGUGGACAGAUCUAAGAAAGGACUAGUUGACAAAGUAAUGGCAACAGCAAUGAAAUGGGACUUUGUUAAAAACAUGAUCUUUAAAAAGGCUAAGGAACAAGUAAUGAAAGCAUCCCGUGGUUUAUAUCCUGCACCUUUGAAGAUUCUUGAAGUAGUAAGAACCGGUGUAGAUAAAGGACCCAUUGAAGGUUACGAAGCUGAAGCACAAGGGUUCGGUGAGUUAGCCAUGACUCCACAGAGCAAAGGACUGAUCGGCCUUUUUAGAGGUCAAACUGAAUGUAAGAAAAACAGAUUCGGUAAAUCGAAAGUGGAUGUUAAAACAAUUGGUGUACUUGGCGCUGGUUUGAUGGGUGCGGGUAUAGUGCAAGUGUCAAUAGACAAGGGUUACAAUGUUGUUAUGAAAGAUGCAACAAACCCUGGCCUCUACAGAGGAGUGGGACAGAUACAGACUGGCUUAGCCAAUGCCGUUAAACGCAAAAGAAUUUCCGCAUUACAAAAAGACAAAUAUUUAUCAAAUCUCUUACCAACAUUGAGUUAUGAUCAUUUCAAAAAUGUGGACUGUGUAAUUGAGGCUGUAUUCGAGGAUAUUAAUAUAAAGCAUAAAGUUAUAAAGGAGCUGGAAGCUGUGAUACCCGAGCACUGUAUUCUAGCCACUAAUACCAGUGCUAUACCCAUCACUAAAAUAGCUGCUGGUAGUCGUCGUCCUGAAAAAGUUAUCGGUAUGCACUACUUCUCUCCGGUGGACAAGAUGCAGCUGCUGGAGAUCAUCCGGCAUCCAGGCACGAGUGAGGACACUGCGGCGGCUGCAGUGGCUGUUGGCCUGCGUCAGGGCAAGGUUGUCAUCACCGUGGGAGACGGGCCCGGCUUCUACACAACACGCAUACUCUCUACCAUGCUCAGCGAGGCUGUCAGGUUGUUACAAGAAGGUGUUGACCCGAAAGACUUAGAUAACAUGACCAAACAGUUUGGGUUCCCUGUGGGAGCUGCCACACUCGCUGAUGAAGUCGGUAUAGACGUUGGUUCACAUAUUGCUGUCGAUUUAGCAAAGGCUUUCGGUGACCGUAUCGCCGGCGGUGAUCUCGGCAUCAUGCAGGACUUAGUGAAGGCGGGCUUCAUGGGCAGGAAGUCGGGCAAAGGUUUCUACGUGUACGAGAAGGGCACUAAGAACAGGGACGUCAACCAGGACGCCGUGCAAAUAUUGAAGGACAAAUACUCUCUGGAGCCUAAAGGUGCCAAUACUGUUGAAGAUCAACAAUUACGUAUGGUUUCCAGGUUCGUGAAUGAAGCAGUAUUAUCGUUGGAAGAGAAAAUUCUCCACAGCCCACUGGAGGGCGACGUGGGCGCUGUCUUCGGUCUAGGAUUCCCUCCAUUUACUGGCGGACCUUUCAGAUGGGUUGAUCAAUUUGGUGCUGAUAAAUUAGUUAAGAAAAUGGAAGAGUUCCAGGGAUUGUACGGAGCACCGUUCAAGCCGGCUCAGACUCUUAUCGACAUGGCCAAAGAUACAAGCAAGAAGUUCCAUACCAAGUAAUAAGUAUAGCUUUCAAUGAACUGUGAAAUCAUUGAAACUAUAUUACUUUAUAAUAACCAGCCAUUGAUUAAUAUUUUUUAUUU